AUGUACCUCUUUGCAGAGGAUUUUGCAGCCGUCUCUGGGGCGGUUCUUCUAUUGUCCUACCGAAAGGACAAACAGAACGUUGAGGAAUCGUCAUGCAUCGAUGAGGAUUCGUUGCUUCACUUAGAGAAAAAUCUAUUCCUCUUUUCGCCAUCAACAACUGAUGUUGAUGAGGACAUCAUAUUCGAUAAGGUUCGUGACGUUUUUGUGCCAAAACUUGCCAAGAAUGUCAGCAGUAGCAACUCCACAUUAAAUUCUCCCUCAAUAGAAGCGAGAAAUUGUACCUUAGCUGCAGCCGGAAAGUAUGACGAUGAGUUUGUGAAUUAUCCAUUCUAUAAUCAGAGGACAGCAAACAAGCCGAUAACCAACAUUGGGCCAAGUGGCAUGCGUGAGAAAGGCAGUCCGGAAGUCUUGUCGCCCAUUUCGGUCAUCUCUAUGGCGUCCAUAAAACAGAAGGAAAGUCCAAAAAAUGGAGGUCUUAAGCCUGGAUUGGCUGCUAUUCGGACAGUCCCACUGACAGGACGGCUACUAACUCCACACCACCAAACUGAGGUGGAGGAUAGAACUGCUAAAGUGUCAAAGUCCGUUGUGGGACGUGUAGUGAUGACUUUGGCGCUCCAGAUGGCUGAAGGACCUUUCGACACUAUGAAAAGUUGUCUCUCCCUCUACUCCCUCGCCGUGGGCUCGCAGGCACGUCGGUGGCGCCUCCGACGAUGCAACCCCAAAGGCUGUGGCGGUGUUCGGACCAACAUCGUCGAAGGGUGGCACUGUGCUCGAUUUGGUCGGACUUUUUCACCCCUAUUGCCUACGUCCUGGAUUUGUUCCUCUCCAUCGGAAGAUGAAGAAGGGACUUUACCUCAGCCAACAGCGCAGCGUCCGCGAACACGAUCAUUUUCCUGGUGCAAGGCGGAGUGGAGCUUGAUACAACACCUAGAGUUAAUGCCUGCACCGAGGCGCUGUGCCAUCCAGUCGCAUUGGCGUCAACGAGCCGAAGUUCUGGAAUGCGUCUCCAUUGUCUGCACUCUGCGUCUCCUCUCCCUCGCUACUGCACUUUGGAACGGCGAUAAAAGGGCGGGGGUUAAAUUGAAAGAGGACUUUCAUUUCAUCAAAUCAAACUCGCGGAUGUCAUAA
Hydatigera taeniaeformis is the source of this 1128-nucleotide messenger RNA. NCBI's taxonomy places the organism in Eukaryota, Metazoa, Platyhelminthes, Cestoda, Cyclophyllidea, Taeniidae. The record is from the annotation of a GenBank genome assembly.